CCCCACCUGUCUCGCUGUGCGCGGCUGGUGCCCGAUGAGGACCUGUGCCCAGCGGCGAGAGCGAUGAAUGACAUUGGGGACUAUGUGGGCUCCAACCUGGAGAUAUCCUGGCUGCCCAACCUGGACGGCCUAAUGGAGGGCUACGCCCGCAACUUCCGGCCUGGCAUUGGAGGGCCUCCCGUGAACGUGGCACUGGCCCUGGAGGUGGCCAGCAUCGACCACAUCUCAGAGGCGAACAUGGAGUACACCAUGACCGUGUUCCUGCACCAGAGCUGGAGGGACAGCAGGCUGUCCUACAACCACACCAACGAGACCCUGGGGCUGGACAGCCGCUUCGUGGACAAGCUCUGGCUCCCUGACACUUUCAUCGUGAACGCCAAGUCGGCCUGGUUCCAUGACGUGACGGUGGAGAACAAGCUGAUCCGGCUGCAGCCUGACGGCAUCAUCCUGUACAGCAUUCGAAUCACCUCCACGGUGGCCUGUGACAUGGACCUGGCCAAGUACCCCAUGGAUGAGCAGGAGUGCAUGCUGGACCUAGAGAGCUAUGGUUACUCUUCUGAGGACAUCGUCUACUACUGGUCUGAGAACCAGGAGCAGAUCCAUGGGCUGGACAGGCUGCAGCUGGCCCAGUUCACCAUCACCAGCUACCGCUUCACCACGGAGCUGAUGAACUUCAAGUCAGCGGGCCAGUUCCCCAGGCUCAGCCUGCACUUCCACCUGCGGAGGAACCGGGGCGUCUACAUCAUCCAGUCCUACAUGCCCUCUGUACUGCUGGUCGCCAUGUCCUGGGUCUCCUUCUGGAUUAGUCAGGCAGCAGUGCCUGCCAGGGUGUCUCUAGGCAUCACCACCGUGCUGACGAUGACCACGCUGAUGGUCAGCGCCCGCUCCUCCCUCCCACGGGCCUCGGCCAUUAAGGCGCUGGACGUGUACUUCUGGAUCUGCUACGUCUUCGUGUUUGCGGCACUGGUGGAGUAUGCCUUUGCCCACUUCAAUGCUGACUACAGGAAGAAGCGCAAGGCAAUGAAGGCCACAGCCAUGAAGCCUCGGGCAGAGAUGGACGUGCGGAACGCCAUCGUCCUCUUCUCCCUCUCUGCUGCUGGGGUCACCCAGGAGCUGGCUGUCUCCCACCGCCAGUGUCGUGCCCCUGGGAACCUCAUGGGCUCCUACAGGUCGGUGGAGGUGGAGACGGGGGAGGUGAGGAAGGAGGGGGCCCCAGGGGCCCGCGGGGGCCUCCGAGGCCGGCUCAAGCCCAUUGACGCGGACACCAUCGAUAUCUACGCCCGAGCUGUAUUCCCCGCGGCUUUCGCAGCCGUCAACAUCAUCUACUGGGCGGCCUAUGCCUUGUGAGGUGGGGGGUGGUCCAGAUGUGGCCAGGGGGAGGAUGCACCUUGGGUCUGCUUCAAGGUCACGUGUGCCAGGAAGCCUGCACCUGAGCUUCACACCAGCCCUCCCUGCAAGAGUAGCCCGUGCCCCUGCAGACCCAGCAGCCUCCACGUUGGGUAGAGCUGCCAACCCAGCCAGGCAGGCACAGCUGUCCCUUGGAGCUGUGAAUUUUUAGACUCAGACCAUCCUGGUUUCCAGGCCUUUGCUUUGUGGGAUCAGAGAGCAGACAGUGGGGGUGCCGGCCUCUGUUGAGGGCCCUCGCGGGAGAACAGAUCUGCAGGCUCUUUGGUCUCUGCAUGAAAUAAAG
Fukomys damarensis (Damara mole-rat) is the source of this 1690-nucleotide messenger RNA. It is a transcript of the gene Gabrd, whose product is annotated as gamma-aminobutyric acid type A receptor subunit delta. NCBI's taxonomy places the organism in Eukaryota, Metazoa, Chordata, Mammalia, Rodentia, Bathyergidae. Gene Ontology annotation, cellular component: neuron projection; synapse; membrane. Gene Ontology annotation, molecular function: GABA-A receptor activity; neurotransmitter receptor activity; extracellular ligand-gated monoatomic ion channel activity. The coding region runs from base 64 to 1347 and encodes 427 amino acids. The record is from RefSeq and is a predicted model, not a curated record. Gene Ontology annotation, biological process: signal transduction; chemical synaptic transmission; nervous system process. The transcript is spliced from 9 exons.